GCAAUCGAUAUAACAAAAAUAAGGUAGUAAACAUUACCAUUUUGUUUAUUGAGGAGCGUAAAACAAAUACUAUAAUAUAGUUAUGCCCAAAUCAGGUUAUAAUUGUAAUUACAAAUCUUGAACCAUAAUAAACAUUGUUAAAUGAUGGCGAGUGGUCAUACUCCAAAAACACUGUGGAUUCCACCAUUACCCCAAGGAUGGGAAGCAAGAUAUGAUCAAAGUAGGAGAGCUUAGUAAGUCCAAUUUAGUAAUUUUUAAUAAUGAAAAUUGAUUCAAGGAUGUCAAAAAGUUGCAAAAGCAGGCCUAUUAAUUCUCUAAAUAAUAUCAAAAUUAAAAAUGAAAAAAAAAUAUUAGAUGAUCAUCAUUUUUAUCCAAGUCUGCACAAUUAUUUGUUUACAAGUUAUAAUUAUAAAAAUACAGCUUUUAUUAUUAGUUUUAAACUUUUAACCUGUUGACAGUCAUUUGGAAAUAAAUCAAAAGUUUUCAUAAGUCCCUCAAUUCAUGCCACUCAGCCCCUCUCCUCCUCAGCAACAUCCUCACCUCACCAUAAAUCCUAGCCCUCAUAUCACCCUAUUUACAUCUCCAUAAGUAUAAGCCAUACAUUCUUCCAGUGCUAUCUCCCCUUAUACUCAUACUACCUCACUCAUACUGUACCUAAACUCAUCCCUCAUUGUUCAUAAUAAUAAUAAUAAGAGGUCUUAUAUAGCGCGGUACCCCAGCCUAGGGCUGGGCUCACCGCGCUGUACAUAAAAAUUUUAUCAAAAGAGACAUAAACAUGACAUUAAAAUAAAAUACAUCUAUGAAAUAAAGAACAGCAAUGUAUAUUCACCCACCCCAUAACUUUUACAAGGCAAACCAUGGACGGCAGCCAGCAAGAUUGUUAAUUGGUCAGAGGAGGGGAAUCAGUCAGGGUUGUAUAAUUUAAAGAGAUAUGUUUUGAGUGCAGUUUUGAAGGCCUUGGUGAUUGAUAUAUUGUGUAUGUGUAGUGGCAAAGAAUUCCAUUGUUUGGGGGCGCAGAAAGAGAAAGAUCGUUCACCAUAUGUUUUAGUUUGUGUCUUGAACGGACAGAAUAUGUGUGUUUGCAGAGGAGCGAAACUGUCAAAGGGGUGAAUAGACAGAAAGAAGUUUGGUUAGAUAUCUUCUUGGCUUAACUCCCUACCAUCUAGUUUUCAACCCUUUCAUGUCCCCCUUAAAUUCCACUUGCGGGCCAUCUGUAAACUAUGUCAUGCUAUUUUGUUAGAUUUUUACCCACCCCCAAGAUACGUGAUGUCAUUUAUGAAAGGCUGCUUACCCUCUUCCUCCUCAACCACCUCCUGGGGGUCACCCACUUCCUCUUCACCCACUUCCUCCUCACCCACCUCCUCCUCGCCCACUUCCUCCUCACCCACUACCAAUAUCUUUUCAUUUUAUCUUUUUCCCUUUAUCCCCACCCUCUUCCUUAUAGCAACAUCACUACCCCUGCCAAAUUCCUAAUGGCCAAGAGGGUUGCCUAAUAUUAUCAUUUUAUUGUCUGUGAAGCUCAUACUAUUUGGUCCACAAUAUUUAUCACUGGAUCUUUGAUAUUAUUCCUGCAGCUUCUUUAUAAACCAUCAAACCCGUACAACACAGUGGGAAGAUCCCCGAUUUCCUCAACCAGUUUCAACAACCCAGUCUAAUGCCACCGCUGCAGUAAGAUUUAUUAAAAUAUUGUUGUGCUUUAAUAGGAUUCAGCUUUAUUGUUCCCAGAAGCCUAUGCUUAAAUAUUAUUGCUAUGUAAAACAAGUGAAUCUUACUUAAAUAUUUUUUGUAAAAAAAAGCUCCUCUUUAAUUCUUUUGAAGUAAAUUUAAGACUAUUAUUGAUGUUGUUUGUGUUGCUUUUAUUUAUGUACUAGCAGGCUUUGUUAGCUUCUCUUGGUUUUGCUCUUUUGAUUUAUUUUUUUUUUUAAAAUUUAAGUGUCAUUUAAAUAGUAUAUAUAUUUAUUGCUUUGUGAUUAGUUUAUUUUGCUGUUUCUUUAAAAAAAAAAGAGUUUACAGUGUUUAUAGGCCCUCUGAAGUUAGUGAGGAUUCAUUGUGGUUCCAGAAUAGUAUGCGAUGAAUGAAGGCUUAUUUCAUUGUUAAAUCUUUUAAGUCAUUUUAAAAAUUCAGUCUGAGGUUUGGAGGUUUAUUCCAUUCAAGUAUGAUUCUUUUCUCAUUAAUCUCAUGCAUUUUUUAAGAAGUCAGGCUUAUUAUAAUUAAUAUUUAGCUCCACAAAUAGUUUUUAUUUUGUCUGAGUUAAGCAACUUGACACUGAUCUAAUGAGAGUAUUUUUGAACGCUGUUUAGAUCACUUAUAACAUGAGAAUUUUUAUUUGUGCUUGCAGUUCUGGCAAAUGAUUAUUCUAACCAACUAUUUAUAAGUUCUGACGGAUUCUCUAAUUGUCUACGAAUAAAUUCUGUCGGAUAAAUUCUUCUAAUUGGCUAAGAAUACGUUUUAAAAGGUGAUUACCUCUAACUGACUAAGAUUAAGUUUUGACUGAUGAACAUUAAAAAAAACUUUUGUUUUUCAUAAAUUUAUCAGUUUCAGUCGCUUGGUCAAAUAGGUGAGCCAAAUGAAAACCGUGAGGCUAAUGCCCUCCAACUUCAAGACUUCAACCGCACAUCUCAUUCAAAGACCCGGAAGGGCAGUGACACAGAUUCAGUCAAGAGUGUAAAUAUCUACUACUUGAUCUUAUCCUCAUGCUAAUCUAUCUUUAUAACCAACCUGGAUUGAUAUUUUUUCAACUCUUAAAAUAGGUUACAAUGCUUGUCCUCAAACUCAUAGCAUUUACAUAGAUUUUUAAAAAUUAAAUACUGUUUAUUGUUGAUCCAACUCCUAUUCUAUACCAUUUUUCAAUUGUACAGUUUUUCAUUUGACUAAAUUUUCACUUAAAACAUAUUCAACAGACAAGGGUGGCAAGGAGUUAUUUGAAAUCUUUAAUAUAAAACUGAGUUAAAAAUCUCAGUUUGAAUGCUAUGUGUUAUCUAUUUUUCAAUCAUAACUAUGAUAGAUAUGAAUGUCACUACUUUUAUAAGGGAAAAAAAAAAAUGCAACAAAACAGCAAACUUGUUGAUAAUACUAAUUUCUCUCAGAUACUGCAAUACAGCUAAUUGUUAUUUUUGAUUCAAUUCUGUUUUUACUGUUGUUUGAUUGCCGAUGAAGGCUUCUGGCCAACACAUUCGUUGUUUUGUUGCGUUCUUUUUUUUCUUCAGGUUUUUUCUUACUUCAUUUCGCUAAUUUCCAGUUGAAAGACAGCAGCCAAGUUGGUGGGGGGUGGGGGGGGUGGGGGGGGGGGUAAAAUUAGUCGGUGUACUCUAUAUUAUUUGUAGUUACCAGUUACUGGUUUUAUUACAGCUGCUGGUUUUUUCUUACUUCAUUUCGCUAAUUUCCAGUUGAAAGACAGCAGCCAAGUUGGUGGGGGGUGGGGGGGGGUGGGGGGGGGGUUAAAAUUAGUCGGUGUACUCUAUAUUAUUUGUAGUUACCAGUUACUGGUUUUAUUACAGCUGCAGAAUAAAGAGAAAGAAUAAUAAUUGUACUGCAUGAAUGUUUUUAAAGAAUAAGUAGAUUUUUGUUUGUUUGCUAGCCUUGCUUUAUUAAUGCUUUAUUUAACAUAAACUUACUUUUAAAAAUGUCUUUAAAAAAAAUAUCAAUGGUAUAUUUUCUAUGAACUUUUUGGCCUUAGUAUAACAAAUUAGUAUUACAGGUUUACUACAAAACAGUAGAUGUUUAAGAAAGUUUUAUCACCACCACCUUAUAAAAAUAUAAUUUCUUGUGUCAACAUUAUUAUACAUCAGUCUUAGCCAGCCCCUCCCCCCUCCCCUUCCUUUUUCCUUUUUCUUCCCCCAAACUGUCGCCUUGACACUAAUGAAGUGUAUAGCAAUUAGAUAUUUUAUCAGAAAUCGAUUAAACCAAAUAGUUUAUUCACAGACCCACAAAUGACCACAUAGAAAUUGUAGAUUUUUACUUCAUAAGUUGCCUUUCUUUUAUUUAUAUUUUAAUUAUUUCAGCAGUUAAUAGUAUACAAUGACUUGUUUUAAUUUUAUAAACUUCCUUUAGUUCUCUCACUCCACAAGAUAGAUCAAGGGUCCUCAAACUUUUUAAACUAGGGGCUGGACCAGUGUCCUCGAACACUGUUGGGACCAGAUCAGUGUCCCUCAGACACACUAAUAGUUUUGAACGAAUCCAAUGAACACUGCAAUUUCUCAUUUGUAGUGAAAAAAACAGCUUGAAAAAAUAAUAACAUUUAAAAUGAAGAUGAAAUAAAUCCAACAUAAAGUUAAUAGUAUUUCAAAGGGAAGUAAGGGUAAUGAGAUGAUCAAUGUCUGUUCCUUAUUUGUCACUGCUAGCCAGGUACCCUUAUGUUGGCCAGGUGGGCUAAGUUAAGGACCCCUGGUGGGGCAGAUCUGGCCUGCGGGCCGUAGUUUGAAGACCCCUGAGAUAGAUUAUGAGUGUGUUGGCAAGACGGAACUCUUAUUUUUUAUAUUUUUCUUCCUUUCCCUUAAAAAUAGUGAUUUGACUUGCUUUAGUUUUCUGCCCUAUAUAUAUAUAUAUAUAUAUAUAUAUAUUCUGCUGCACCAGUUUUCAAUAUGUUUGAUCUAACAGACUAACUACUACAAUUCUGUGACAUACCAUUCAAAUAUGAAUAAAAUAUAUCAGCUGAUUCAAUGAGGAAGAUUGUGAAGGCACAUUAUUACUCUGAUAUUGUGUUAGUUAUAUUUUAUAGAUUAUAAAUAUUUGAGAUAAAUUAUUUAAAUUGUAGUUCCUGUCCCACUUUACAGGUGAAAUUCACCACACAAAAAAUUUGUUACAUUGAUUUUUAUUUCAUUGCAACAAAUUAUUUGAAAACACUUGUGCACUACUGGUAUUAACUACAUCGAUCAAUGAUCCAAUACGAUGUUGCAAUAGUAACCUUGAACUGCAUGUAAGAUAGGUACAAUAUCCUGUUUAAACAGUGACCUCGAAGUGUAUGAUUUCAUGAUCCAAUAUCCUCCUACCAUAGCGACCUUGAACUGAAUGAAUCAUUGAUACAUUAUCCUAAUAUCUUUUUACAACUGGAAUUUGAACUGCAUGUAACAAUGAUACUAUAUCCUGUUAUAGAAUGGACUAUGUAAUUGUCUUUGUAACCACUCUCAAAACAUUUGCAGAAGCUCAGCUCUGUAGACUACUCAAAGUAUUUAAAAUAGAAUUGGAAUCAACGUAAAGAAAUUUCUCUAAGAUAUCCCUGUGUUUUAAACCAGAGCUAAGCCACUGGUGUGCUGUGAUGUAGGUGUGGCACACCAAAUGCCUUUAAGAUGUGGAAAGCACAGAGUGUAUGGAGGCCCAUAAGUAUGAUAAAACCAUUUUGAUAUUAUGGGGACAUUGGUUAGCCUUACCAAGCUGUCAAAUAGAACUUUUUCAUUGAUUAGCGUUAACAAGCUGUCAAAUAGAACUUGGUAAGCUUUACCAACAGAGACACUCCUAAUGCACUAAUAGUUAUUGAGGAGAAGUAGAGUGUAAUCUGAUACCUUUUAGCAUGACAGGCAAUUAUGAAUGUUAGCCAUAUUUUAUUAUUUAGUAUAAAAGUUUUCCUGGCUAAUGUAAGUGUCACCUAUGAACUAAGUGGUCCAAUAGUUUUUGUCAGUUUUUACUUGUGUUAUACCAAGGAAUUCUUGCAAUGGCCUAGAGUCAGACACCUUGUAAAAAAAAAAAAAUGGUUGUAGUCACAGAUGCAUAAUAUUACCAUUUGAUGUACGGUAUUUAAAAGAUGAAACAUUAAUGCCACUGCGCAAACAUCCUGAGGCUAAUUACAACAAGGCCAAUAACUAAAGUGUUGACUAGGGACAUUUUCAGAACUGUUAAAAAUGGUUUUUGUUUAAUGGUAGGAGUCGAGCUUCACAAACAAGGUGAAUACAGCCAGUGUGGAGAAGCUGAGGGCAGAAUUUCCUAAUGUAACUAAAGAGCUUGUUGGGGAUAUCUUAAUGAUGUGAGUAUCAGUUAUGGGAUUUAUAACACAUUUAAUAACAGUCAAUAUCUGCAUUUUUCUUUUGGCAACAUUCAAUAUCGCAUUCUGAUGGUGCUAUCUUUCUCCUUUUUUUAAGUCAUACGAAGCCAUAGGGUGAAUUUUUUUAAAAAUUGAACUUAUUUUCUAUUUCUUCAGAUGCCACAACAACGAGAGAGAAGCAAGAGAGCAGCUCCAGGAUUUGGGAUUCAGCAGCACGCAGUCAUCUGGUGCCAGUUCUAGCCUCGCAACCCCACAACGCACACACUCAGGCAGCAGCUCAAAAGGCAAAACCUCUAGUUCUAGCACACCGAAGCGCACACAUGCAGCCGGAGGCUCAUCUGGUGCACACUCUAGUCUCUCCACCCCACAUCGGCCCACCUCCUCCACCUCUCCUAAGAAACAAGUCAAAACUCCUCCAAACGUUAAUCCAAAUAAGAAGAAACAAGGCAAACAGCAACAGCCACAACAGCAGCAUCAUCAGACCCAACAGCCAGCCAAAGAAGAAGUCAGCGAAUCUGAUAAAACAAGAGGUGGGUAGAAUUUAUACCAUUAUUAAUAGUAUUAUGGUCAUGAAAAAAGCAUGGACUAACGACCAUAUAUAAAAUUGAUAUUAUUCAUAUGUGUUACCAAUUUGAAAGUCUUUUAUUAAUGUCUUGCAGUUUGUGUGGGUGUCUGCACUGUGUGUGAUUUUAACCCUUUUGCCUUGUGGCUAUGUGGGAUUGUACUUGAUGUGGUGUUAACAUUCAUGCAUUAUUUAUUGAAUAUCUUUUUUGGAGAAAUGAGUUAAUAUGAUUAACAACCCACCCCUCCCUCCAAUUUAAAUGUUGACUUAGUACAGCCGCCCCCCCACCCCAAUGUAGACCUUAUCUAAAUUAUUUGUCAGUUCACUUAGUUCUUCAAUGUCCCGUUGCAGCAUUCAACCAACUGAAGAAUACCUUCCCCACCACAGACUCUGAUGUCAUACGCAUUGCCCUCGGCCACUGCAACUAUGAUCUUACAGAAACAACAGUUUUGGUCUCCGCGUGGGUGAAGAAACAAGGGUAGGCUCUUACACUUACAGUCUUGGUCAUAGAAUUCUCUGAUUUAUUUCUUAUGACAACAGCCAAAGUUCUGUCUCUGUGAAUCGUGUCAUGGUUGUGUAAAAACAAAAUGUGAAUUUAAAAAAAAAAAUUUUGUUACUUACAUAAUUUCCUGUAGCUUAAAAGCAAGAAGGCAAAAUGACUGAGAUGUAGCAGGAGCUGGCAAACUACAGCCUACAAGCUAAUAAAGGAAUUAGCAUUUUUUACUUUUUUAAAUGAACACCAUCUUGGAGCUUGUCUAUACUGCUCCUAUUUUCAUGCUGUAAAUGGCUUCUAACUUCUAAUGUAACCUCAAGCCUUUAUAAUUCAGCACAACUUUCACUCAUGUACCUGUAUCUCCCCUCCCACCUUUUUAAACAAAAAAUCCACUGUACAAUUAACACAUCUACCCUAUAAACAUAUCCCAAGUAGGCAGAAAACAUUAUAUUUUGCUAUACCAGUACUGGACUGAACUCAAUUGCCCCCAAAUAUGAAAUGAGCUGGGAAAGUUUGCCCACAGCAUCUAAAGUAUAAGUCCUUUUCCAAAAAAGUUUUUUUUACCCUUGAGGUACAGUAGCUGUUAAGGAAUAUCUUGUUAUUGUGAAUUUUCUUAGUGUUCAGACUAAUGAUUUUCUUAUUCACAUUUAUUUAUGAACCAGAGAGGAUGACCUGAAGCUUGCACAGGCUAGAGGUAAAUAUGCUUAGUGUUACCAGGAGAUAGGAUUAGUCUCUAAAAACAUUGUCCAUUAAAUUAUACUCUAUUUAUCUUGCUUGUUUAUAUUGACUGUUGCUGUGACUAGUUUGGCAGAUUGGUUUGUUUAGUUGACAAACUUUUGAAUUUAUUGUAACAGAAGCUUCACUGAGAGCCACAAGUGACUCUGUCUCUGCAGCACCCCGUGUGUCUCUUUCUGGUUCUUUAGAACCAGCAGGCAUAGAAGAUGCAGCAGCCAACAGGCCUCAGUAAGUCACAGACUGUUUCAUAUGGAGGUCUGUUCACAUGCGACCACAUUGUCUUUAGUUGGUCUUCAGGUUCUCAAAUAUUUACAUACCCAUUCCCCAUUUUGCCUCCUAUACAUUUUCCGAUACCUCCUAUGUGCAAAUCCCCCCCCCCCCCAAAACCACCUUAUAAGGACUUUCACACAAAUCUACUAACCAGAUCACCCAUCCCCAAUUAAUGUGCACAUAAUAUAUUUAUUAAUAUUGUUUAUAACAACUAGCAAAAUGAAUUUUUGGAAGGUUUGACAUAUUAAAAUUUGUCGGCUAAGGAUACCUUUGAUUCAAAUAAAUAUACCAGUACAGUAAUUCAAUAAAUUAAGUCAUCUGCAUGUUAAUGACUACUUUUUGUUAGAACAAUGCUCUCUGAUAGUGUCACAAAUGACACCAAGUUGAUUUGUUGUCGCAUGUUGUGCUGCUGGAAGUUGUAUUUGCAUAUAACAUGCUUGUAAACCUGUCUGGACAAUUUUACAAAAAAAAACUAGCUAAUAUGUUUGAUAACCUUAGGCUUUUCUGAUAACCUUAGGCUUUCCCUCAUUUUUAUCAUUUGAUUCUAUCAGAGGAUUUGGCUCUGCACAGCCAAACACGCACAGACCGGGCCCUCGUCCUGGGACAAAAUCUACCACGAAUGAAACAUCAGACCCAUCUCAUUCUGGCACAGGUCAAAAUGGUGCCAGUGGUGGUGAUGCAGCAGCUGGAGGAGCAAGUGACUCAAGCCAGGCCAGGGGUCACCAUCAUGCUAAUGCUCAACAAGUCACCAGGUCAGUGGACUGGGUUUAUGAGACAAAGUUUAGUAAAACUGCCCUUAUGAGUGGAAACUAUUUUUAACUGAAAUAUUUUGACACCAAUCAAAUGUAUGUUUUAAAAAUCAGCAUUUUUAUUGAACUGGGUUAGUGAAAUGAAUGUUACUGAAAUUCAAUUAAAAUUAAUUAGUCCACACAUUUUUUUUAUGUGUUUGUGUUUGCAGAAGGCACAGAUAAUUUCUUUGUCAUAUUUUUCUUAAAUGACUAGAGGUGUUCCUAAUUUUUAUUGGCUUUAAUUUGUUUUAAAAAUUGUCUGCUAUAGCUUUCUAAAUAUGCUUUUUUAAAAAAAUACUUGAGAAAUUUUGAUUUUAUAAUAAAUUUCUUUCAGGUCCAUUUAAUAUUUAUUUUAAACUUAUUUCUCAAAACUUGUUCGACAAUUUUUUUCCAAUGUUCAGAGCUGUUUUUUCUCCUCAUUUCCAAUGUUCAAAGCUGUUGUUUUUUCUGCAGUUUCCUUAAUGUUCAUGGUUUCCAUCUAUUUCUGCUUGAGAUGUUAUUGAACAAAUAUUGCAGCACACUGAAAAUGAUAAUUUAAUGUCAACUGUUAUUUAUUGCAUAUUAAUGUCACUUGAAUAUAAGGCACUUGUGUGGAUCUUUCCUAUACUAUGCUCACAAAUAAUGUUACUUAUGAUUUAGACAAGAGCACCAGAUGUAACUUGUGAUUAAGAUAAGAAGAUACGGACACCUGAUGUCACUUGCAUGUUGACCAGGGCACCAGAGGUUACCCAAUUGUAUUCUUGCUCAUGCCUCUCCUUUGUGCACUACUAUGUUAUAUUUACAAUUUGUAUAUUGUAGAGACACAUCGAAUAUAUUUAAAUGUAUAAAGUUGAGAAGAAUUUGAAUUAAAAGUACUGGUAACAGUCUGUAUGAAAAUCGCUAUAAAUAUAACCCUAUGCAGCAGACUAUGAACAAUAUCUGAAUGUAUGUUGCAGCCUAUGAACAUAUGUGUAUGUCAUUUGUAGAAGACUAUGAACAUAUAUAUUUAAGUUGUAUAUAGACAACUGUCAGCAUAUUCAUAUGUAAGUAGUAGGCUAUAAACAUUUCCAUAUGUAUGUAGCAGGCCAUGACCAUAUUGCUAUGUAUCUACCACGUAGAAUGAGUGAACACCUCCUGAACACAACCAAUGACCUACUUAAUCACCUGGCUACCACAGCCUCGUGCUGCUCCAGUGAAGAGGAAGAGAUUGCACUUGUUGAAAGUGAAGAGACAAGGUCUUUCCUUUUCACUUAUCAACUUGAUGUCUUUAAAUAGUUCCAGUUGCAUCCCUUGCUUACUGUGCACUUAAUCAGUAGUCAAAGUUGUUUUGUUUUUUUAGUUUACACAUCUUAGUCAUUUUGUUUGUAAUUUUUUUAUUUACUCACUUAAUAUGGACAUGUAUUAUUUUGAUUUUGUAUACAAAUAUUUGGUUGCCACAUUUGUGAAGGCAUGUCAAUCAUACCUACUUAGACAAGCUUUAAAUGGCCUAAAACACUGGAACCAGUAGUUACCACUUUUGAUUCUUAUUGUUUUGUUUUGUGCAAGUCUAUUUUUUUUGUGUUGCCAAAAAUUUAAUAAAGUAUUCAUUUUUUUUAAAAAUAAUUAAUUGUAUCUGAAGGUUGUCAUGAUGCAAUAAAUAAUUGACCAAAAAUUCAUUAAAAACGGAACGAAAUAUAUUUGAAUUGAGAUAUAGUGAGUAAAAAAAAAUAUAUCGCUACCACAUUAUCGCUCAACAAAAAUAUCAUUUAUAUUGUUAUAAAAUGUGAAUUUCUAAGUUUAUUUAAGUCUUGAUUUGAUGCAUACUUAAACUCUAUCUUACAUUUUGUCAUCUGUGACAGUAUAUUAAUUUUGUUAAUGAAUAAUUGGGUUAAUUUUUGUUGUUUUAUUUGCUGGCACUAAAGAUUAUUAAACAUAAGCGUGAUUUUUGUUUUCUUUAUAUGCAUGUUUAAUUAGAAAGCAAUGUUAAAUCUCAAUUCUGAAAAUUUUACUCUAAUUAAUUGGAAGGUAAAAAAAAUUUUUUUAAGAAAAAUGAAUAAAAUAGUUGAAUUUAAAAUAAAAAUUUAGCUUUAACGUUUUAUUGUUGACAUACCUUUAGUAAUUGUUUAUUAGGUUUAUUUUGUAUUAUAUUGGGUAUUCUUAUCAUUCUCAGAACUAACCGACCAGAAAAUCCUCCCAGGGCGGCAGUUGUAACCUCACAGCCCACUGUGGUCAACCCUCAGCCCACUAAAGAAGAGAAUCUAAAUUUUGUGUCUCAUUUGAGAAUAGAUUCUAAAGGUCCUGAUGCCAAACUGUGCAAAGGACCAGACAGUUCUCUGCUUACGUAAGUUCAUAGAGUAAGGUUGACAAACACUGAUUGUUCUUUCUGGUCGAGCCUUUGGUUGAACUUUCAAAGAUAUUGCAGUUAUUAUUUAUCCUCCCAGUUCCUUCUGUUAUAGAACUUGAUUCUGAUUGACUACGUUGCUGCAACCAAGUACUGGCAUAUGUGCAACGGUUUGGGAAAAUAUGUGGCUAUCCUAACGGCUCCUAGGGGGUGCCAGGGCAGCCUUGAAACUCUCGAUUGAUUAGAGAGAAAGAGAAGGGGGCCCAGCAUUGUACCGUGAGGAACUCCUGAGUCUACAGUGGCUUUGCUUGAUCAGACGCCAUCCACCACAACUUGCAUGGUCCUUUGUGUUAGGAAUGUUGAGAUCCAGGAGUGAUGUUGUAGAAAAAUCUUGAACAAAAUGUAGAGUUCACAUAUGAUAGUGGUGGAAAGCACAGAUGUCAAAGACUGGGAUCGACUAUGAGAGUAGAGGGGGGGUGGGGGGGGGGGUCAUUUUAUUUGAACAUGUUAAUCUAAUUUCUGUGGAUCCAUAAGCUUUUUCAUCUGAAAACCCAAAAGAGGAAACAGUUAAAAUAUAGACAAUAAAAUAAGACUACCAAUGAAAAAAACCAACACGUUUUUUUAAAGCUUGUUAACCAGUUACAAAUUUUUAUCACAGCUUUAAAUAUGCAGUAAGUUAAAAUUAUAUGGAAUAAUAUUACACUGAAAAGUCUGUUUUCCAAGUUUCUUCUUUUACAACAUUAAAAAGCUAUUUUAAAUCUAUCAGGGUCACUUUCUUUCUAUUAAAUGUUAUCUUUGCUUGAAUAAAAUGGUGUUGCAAGUAAACAAAAAUGUAAGCUGGAGUAAUGAUGAAGAGAUAAAUAUCAGGAUCCCAAAAGCAACAGCAACUAUGGCUAAACUGAAUAAGCGGGUGUGGAAUAAUCUCAAUCUAACUGAUAAAACAAAAAUAAGUGUCUAUCAGGCAUGCGUGCUUAGCACGCUCCUAUAUGGUAGCGAAAUGUGGACCACAUACACCAGUCAGGAGCAGAAACUCAACAGCUUCCAUCAAAGAUGUCUGCGUCGCAUUUUACGCAUUCGUUGGCAGGACAGGGUGCCUAACGUGGAGGUUUUGGAACGUGCACACAUGUUUAGCAUAUUCUCCUUUCUUAUCAAGAGGCACCUUCGCUGGUUAGGUCAUGUACCGAGAAUGGAGGAAGGACGUAUCCCAAAGAUACUGCUGUAUGGAGAGUUGGCAGAAGGGACAAGACAUAUUGGACGACCACGCCUGAGAUUUAUUGACGUUUGCAAACGAAGCAUGAGGGAAGCCAAUAUUGAAUCAAACAAAUGGGAGUUCAUUGCCGAACAUCGCUCCAACUGGCGAACAGCAGUGUUUGAAGGAGUAAAAAAGGCAGAAGAUACUCGAAACGAGGCCCUUGAAUCAAAAAGAACAAUUCGGAAAUCAAGAUCUUACCGGGAUUCAAUAUUCUCCUGCGAGAGAUGCGGCCGUGAUUGCCAUUCGUCAUAGUGGAGAACUAUAUAGCUAUUCCAUCAUCUCACGAAGACGGAAGGAUCCAUGUGAGCUUGAGUAAACAUUUUAUCUUUUUCAGAAUUGUAUUUAUUUUUCUUUAUUUAAGGAAAGUAACUAAGCCAAUCAAUUCAUAAUUAAAUUGUAAUAUUUUUACCCUUCCAAUAGAUCUGACUACACACAGGCUAAUGGUCCUGACAGAAGUUUGCGUGCUGGCCCUGAUCCCAGCCACAGAACAGGACCCAAAGGUGCACAAGGUCCUGAUGCGUCACUUCGGUGUGGCCCCCAGAUGUCACUACUUCAUAAGCUUCGAAGUAUACCAGUAGAAAGUGAAUUUUCUCUUAUUACUCAAAUAUAAAACUUCCUCAAACUUCUUUGUAUUUUAAAAAAAUAUGUGUUGUGAUAAUUGGGAGAAAUAUAUUUUACCUUCUCUUUUUUGUCAAAAAUUUCUAUCUCACAUUAGGAAGAAUACUUCAAGUUCAAUGUCACAAAAAUCUGGCUUUCUGGAAUGCAUUGUUUCAUUUUCAACCCUUAAAAUUUAAUUAUUUUUUUAAAAAAUGCAAUUUCUUUAUUUACAGGAAGAAAUAUAUUUAAUUGCAUCAUUUUUUACAAUUGCUUUUUUAUUUGUAAUUUUUUUAUAAAAGUAAUAAAAGCAACUAAAUUUCAUCCAUGUGCCAUUUACAAUUUCUGUUUCAUCUGCUGCUAUGCUGUAUUUUAAAAACCAAUUCUCAUAUAAUGGCCAAUAUGGUUGACUUUGACGGUUAGCCUGUUUUAUGUGUGUCUUUAUUAAUUUUUUUCUUUAAAAUUCUAUAAAUAACCUUAAAGUGACUCUAUUUGGUAUGAUAAGUCCUUUAGAAAGAAAUGGGUACGAAAAAAUAACUACUAUAAUUCUAUAAUGUAUCUCCAGCUUUUUUGUAUUGUAUAAGCACAAAUGUGUAACAAGUGUUUUUCUACUUACUUUAAUAUAAUGUGCAAUAACUGUUUCUCUAAAUAUUGCAUUGUUUAAGGCUUCAUAUUUAUUUAUAUUGUAUUGUGUAAAAUGCUUGGGCAUUGUGAUAUGCCUGGAGCUACAGGCUGUCAUGGAUACAGAAAAUGGCCAACUCAUAAGUGGUGUUUAUGGGCCAAGAUUACAGAUGGCUAACUUUUGCUUUAUAUUUAAAUGUGAUAAAGUGUGGAUUACCGGUACCUCAAUACUGUAAUGAACUUAAUUAAGUUACCUCAGUCUAAACAUACAAGCAGGGUGAUCCUGUUUGCAAUUUAGCUGAGAGGUGGCUGGGAACCCAUGUUUUGUUAACUAUUGUCUAUUUUUAGAAUCCUAAAUUUCACGGGCAAAAACUUCCAAGCAGAUUAAAAAACUUUAGCAUGUUUGCCACAGUUAGUUUUAAAUUAUUUUAACAAAUUCGUAAACAUAAAAUGUACUUUUUAUUCCAUUUGGUGCUUUAUUUUUAUAUUUUGUGUAUUAGCAUAAAUGUUUUUUUACAGACUGACUAGUCUACAAACAUAAGUAAGAGAGGGCGAUCAAUGUUUUUUGUUUUUUUAAUUUGAUGGACUUUUCUUUGACAAGCCCUAAUCAAAUUUUUUAAAACUAAUGGUUUUUCCUUAACUUAAUAUAGCUUUUACUCAUUGAUACUGAUUAAAGUUUUAACAUGCUGAUGUGUAAUAAUUUGUAUAUUUAGAUAUUUUUGUAUAUGGUUAGUACAUUGAAUCAUUCUUUCUAACUGCUAGUUGUUAAGACUCCUUAAUCUUAUUUUCUAAAUGUAUCAAUUUGUAUGGAGAUCAUUAAUUUUAUCAAAAGGAUGUUCUUUUUACAAAUUUUACAUUACAAUAAAAUUAAAAGUUUUGUUAACUAUGGUUUUGUUGGUCUUUUAAUUUAUGUACAACAUUAAACAAGUCAAAUGCGUAAAAUUUCUUUAAAAUUUAAUAGAAAUCAAAU
Molecule: messenger RNA, 14558 nt
Organism: Lymnaea stagnalis (great pond snail)
Lineage: Eukaryota; Metazoa; Mollusca; Gastropoda; Lymnaeidae
Source: the annotation of a GenBank genome assembly